AGACCAAAUGGACCAAAUUUUUGGUCUUGAUAUCAUUAACUUCCAAAACGCUAUACGGCCAUAUUUUUUAUUGGCUAAUAGUGUGGAGGUUAAUAUACGCAGAGAUCCUUUACUGGCGCAAUUAUUUCAAUGAAAUUUUCUUUUUACUUUUAUAUAUAAUUUUUUAUUAAUUAUAGUUUUCUAUUUAAAUAUAUUUUAUCUUCUGGUAGCGUAUAAAAUGGAAACUUUUGUCGAAAAAUUGAUAAUGUCAAAAAAAGUGAAAGUGACAUAAAAAAAGGUUUGCGACACAAAUCUCCUCACAGUUCUCCUUUACAACAAAAAUUUCAGAGCCAUAGAGGACUGGGCUUUACCAUACCAAUAGUUGUGGUUAUAUAACUGAGUAAUUCCUCUGAUAACAAUAAGGAUUAUUAGUAGAGGAAAAACUAUCAUUACUUUACACUACAGUUCGAAAUGUCAGUGAAAGAAUUUUUAUUCAAUAUCAUCAAUUAUUUCCAUAAGGAUAAUCGAUUCAAUAGAAUCACCUUUGGUUUAACAUCUUCAUCAUAUUCAUCCUCUUCAUCAUAUACCAACUUACCAUUCUUAAUAAAAUGGAGAUUAACUGAUGUGAUAUUAGUAGCUGUCUUAGUUGGUUCUUACCUUGCUAUGUAUAAUGUUCAACCUUUCCAACGUCAAUUUUAUGUAGGUGAUUUAUCCAUUAGUCACCCUUUUGCUGAACGUGAAAGAGUUAAUGGUGCUGAAUUAUUCCUUUAUGCUAUUUGGACUCCAUUUACCGUUAUUCUAGCAUCAAGUUUAAUCUUCACCAAACCAAAAUAUAAAAUUUAUAAUACUUAUAUUGCUUUAUUAGGUUUAUUUUUAUCAUGUUUCACUACAUCAGUUUUAACUGAUAUUUUAAAGAACUUUAUUGGAAGACAUCGUCCUGAUUUCUUAGCAAGAUGUAUUCCUAAGGAAGGUACUCCAUUAGAUGUAUUGGUAUAUGCCAAGGAUGUAUGUACUACCACCAAUGUUUCAAGAUUAAUGGAUGGAUUCAGAACCACUCCUUCAGGUCAUUCUUCCCUUAGUUUUGCUGGAUUAUUUUAUACAACCCUUUAUUUAUUAGGUCAAUUAGUUGCUACUAAUGAAUUAGUCGGUAAUUGGAGAACUAUUUUAAGUUUCAUUCCAACUUUAGGAGCUUCUUUGAUUGCAUUAAGUAGAACGGAAGAUUAUAGACAUCAUUUCGUUGAUGUUUGUAUUGGAAGUCUAAUUGGGUUAGUGAUUGCUUCAUGGUCAUACUUUAGAUUAUUUCCAAGUUUAUAUAGUUCCAGAAGUUAUUAUCCAAAGAUCAUCAUCAAACAAGAUCAAUCCAUUAAUGAUGAAGACGAAGAUGAAGAUCUUGAUGGACUUCAUGAUGAUACUACAUCUACUGAAUUAGCUUAUUCAAGAGUUCAACAAUCAGUAUAGAGUUGAGUUUGUAAUUCUAAUUUAUGUCAUUCAUU
Molecule: messenger RNA, 1472 nt
Organism: Scheffersomyces coipomensis
Lineage: Eukaryota; Fungi; Ascomycota; Pichiomycetes; Serinales; Debaryomycetaceae
Gene: DPP3
Product: bifunctional diacylglycerol diphosphate phosphatase/phosphatidate phosphatase
Exons: 1
Coding region: 451-1437 (328 amino acids)
Biological process (GO): phospholipid metabolic process
Molecular function (GO): phosphatidate phosphatase activity
Source: RefSeq, a predicted model, not a curated record